Tarenaya hassleriana is the source of this 4414-nucleotide messenger RNA. Its product is annotated as epidermal growth factor receptor substrate 15-like 1. Bases 374 to 3964 code for a protein of 1196 amino acids. Gene Ontology annotation, cellular component: cytoplasm; nucleus; plasma membrane. Gene Ontology annotation, biological process: endosomal transport; endocytosis. The record is from RefSeq and is a predicted model, not a curated record. The transcript has 13 exons. NCBI's taxonomy places the organism in Eukaryota, Viridiplantae, Streptophyta, Magnoliopsida, Brassicales, Cleomaceae. Gene Ontology annotation, molecular function: calcium ion binding; protein binding.
CAUAUAUCAGAAAUCUCUCUCUCUCUCUCUCCGGUUUCCAUCUCAAAUCCCGGAGCCCUGAAUUGUCUCUGUCGGAUAAUCGUCGUCGUCGUCGUCGGCGUCUACUACUCCUAUUGAGCACCUUCCAUGGCUGCUGCUUAGACGUCGCUUUCACCGAUCUCUCAUCUCUCCCUUUUCUUCGUCUUCAUCGAGGUUCCUGUGUAUGGUUUCCCUGACUAUCUCGGAUUUUGCUGGGAGGCCCUUUUGCGUUAGGGUUUUGUUUCGCUUCUGGUCGCGGAGAUUGGAUCCUGCUCUUCGGUGCUUAUGAGGCUGGGGAUUUCUUGACACUGCUUUCCGCUGGUGGAUUUGGAUUGAUCUUAUUUGAAUUCGCGAAAUGGCGGCGCCCAGACCCACCGGAGGCGAAGAUCUGUUCGAUGCGUAUUUCAGGAGGGCAGAUUUGGAUGGUGAUGGUCACAUCAGUGGAGCUGAGGCUGUUGCUUUCUUCCAGGGCUCGAAUCUACCCAAACACGUCCUCGCUCAGGUAUGGGCAUACGCUGAUUCAAAGAAAGCUGGCUACCUUGGUCGAGGUGAGUUUUAUAAUGCUCUAAAAUUGGUAACUGUGGCACAAAGUAAACGGGAGUUAACCCCAGAGAUAGUCAAGGCAGCACUCUACAGUCCAGCUUCAGCCAAUAUUCCUGCUCCCAAAAUAAAUCUUGCUGCAACGCCUUCUCCACAGCCCAGGGCAGGUGUGCCUGUUACACAGGCUACUGGCGUUGCAUCACUACCACCAUCGAGUGCUGGGAUUAGAGGGACGCAAAUUGGUGGAAACAUAAGCACUAACAACCAGCAAGCAGUCUCGAGCCAGCAAUUUCCGGGACCUCCACAAACCACUAUCCACACUGCUCCUUCUCAACCACAGCAAAACCUUCGAAUUCAAGGUAUGCCAACAGGAGGGAGUAGUGCACCUCGUCCUGUAAUUCAACCCUUGUCAUCUGAUUGGCUGAAUGGGAGGACAGUUAGUCCUUUGGGGCAAGUGAAUUCGCAAGUUCCUCCGGGUCCCAAUACUUAUGGUUUAACACCACCUAACUCGACAGUCGGCCCUCAACCAAGACCACAUAUGACAUCUGGGGCUAUGACAGCCAAACCCCAGGAGUUAGUUGCUUCGCACAGACCCCAAGGUUCAUCUGCACCUCCAGUUACUCAUGCUCCAGGUCCUCCAUCCAACCUCUCUGUAUCGGGAAAUGGUUCUGCCUCUGAUUCACUAUUUGGAGAUGUCUUUUCAGUUGCUGUUUCGCAGCCAAAGCAGCAGUCAACUAUGGCUACGCCAUCAAUGAGCAGCUCAUCUGUUCCCGCUGGAACUGUUGUGGCUUCUCAAGGUGGUGCACAACCUGUAGUUACACAAAAUUCAGUUCAACCACAGGGUCAGCAACCUGUUGGAGUCCAGAAUCAGUUUACCGGGAAACCAGGGCUUCAGUUUACCCCCUCUGGUGCAGCUUCUGGUCCUGCUAGCUCUCCUAGUGGAGCUGGAAAUUCAUCUCCUAGUCAGGUGACUCAGCCCCAGGCCCCUUGGCCAAAGAUGAUGCCAGCUGAUGUCCAAAAAUAUGCUAAGGUGUUUGUGCAAGUUGACACUGAUAGAGAUGGGAAGAUCACGGGGCACCAGGCACGGAAUCUGUUCUUGAGUUGGAAGCUCCCACGAGAGAUCUUGAAGCAGAUUUGGGAUUUGUCUGAUCAAGAUAAUGAUAGCAUGCUCUCCUUGAGGGAGUUCUGUAUUGCUGUCUAUCUUAUGGAGCGUUAUAGGGAGGGUCGCCCUCUUCCACCAGUACUUCCCAGCACUGUAAUAACUAAUGAGAACAUGUUUUCUGCUCCUGGUCAACCUGUGGCACAGUAUGGCAAUGCUUCAUAUGGAGCUGCGCGUGGUUUGCAACAGCAACAAGUUCCUGGCGCUGCUAGACCACCGCCUAUUCCAAAGGGAAAACCACCAAGGCCUGUUCCUGCUUCUCAUAGUGAUGGAACUGCUGAGCCCACUCCACCAAAGCGUAAAGUACCAGUGUUGGAAAAACAUCUGGUUGACCAGCUUAGCAAAGAGGAACAGGGUUCACUGAACUCAAAGUUCGAAGAAGCAGUCACUGUUGAUAAUAAGGUUGAAGAACUUGAAAAAGAAAUAGCUGACUCCAAGCAGAAAAUUGAGUUCUUCAGAGCAAAGAUGCAGGAACUUGUUUUGUACAAGAGCAGAUGUGACAAUCGGUUCAAUGAGAUUACAGAAAGGGUGUCUGCUGAUAAACGCGAGGUUGAAACUUUAGCUAAGAAAUAUGAAGAGAAGUACAAGCAAUCUGGCAAUGUAGGUUCUAAGUUGACCAUAGAAGAAGCUACAUUCCGUGAUAUACAGGAGAAGAAAAUGGAACUGUAUCAGGCAAUAGUCAAAUUCGAGGAAGGAAACCCUGAUGAUAGUGUUAUAAAAGAGCGUACUGAACGCAUCCAAUCAGGUCUCGAAGAAUUGGUUAAAAAUUUGAAUGAGCGCUGCAAACAAUACGGAUUGCGUGGAAAACCCACUUCCCUGGUUGAGCUCCCUUUCGGCUGGCAACCUGGGAUCCAAGAAGGUGCUGCUGAUUGGGAUGAAGAUUGGGAUAAGCUUGAGGAAGAAGGGUAUGCCUUUGUCAAGGAGCUCACUCUCGAUGUCCAAAAUGUUGUAGCGCCACCAAAGGAAAAAACUCCGAUCGAUAGAAAAGAAUCGAUUUUCUCAGCGAAGGAAGGUUCAGAUGUAUCGCCAGUAAAUGGCGACUCUAAGACCGAGAAAGUACCGAGCACUGGGGAAGAUGAUGAUGCUGAAACAGAACCGAUAUCCGAGCAAUCAGAAGCUAAAACACCUGAAAGUGGUGAUCGACACAAAAAUGGAUUCCAUGACGAGUCUGGUAUUGCAAAGGGUAUUGAAGCUGAUGGUUCACCCAUAUCAAAAGACACGAGGAGGGAUCAUGUCCAUGAUGAUGAUGGAGAAUCUACUGCUUCUGCUGGUAAAACUUUUGAAGAACCUGGCUGGGGAAAUUUUGACAGUCACUAUGAUACCGAUUCAGUUUCAAGCUUCAAACUUGACACCGGAAAGGACAAGGACAUCGGGUUUGGAUUUGGAUUCGGAUUUGAUGACUUUAGCAUAAAGCCAAUAAAAACGGGUUCCACCAGCUCGGAAAACUUGUUCCCUGGGAAGAUAUCCAUAUUUUCCGAUUCUGUCCCGAGCACCCCUGCUGACGCUGGCCUCGCCUUUCCUGGAAAACCUUCUUUGUUUGCUGAUUCCGUCCCGAGCACGCCUGCCAAUGCCACAACUUCGUUCACGGGCAAGAAAUCGUCCUUCUUUGACGACUCUGUUCCAAGCACUCCUGCCUAUGCGGGGAACAUAUUCCCUGAGAAGUCGUCGUUCUUCGAUGACUCUGUCCCGAGCACCCCAGCUUACGCAGGGAACUUAUUCCCAGAGAAGAAAUCGUCGUUCUUCGAUGAUUCCGUCCCAAGCACACCUGCCUAUUCCAUGUCAGAUUUUGGUGGAAAGCCAUUUUCGUCCGAGACUCCUCGUUCCGACAACUUGUUCCCGGGCAGAAGCCCCUUCAUGUUCGACUCUGUCCCAAGCACGCCCGCUCACAAAUCUUCGGAUGAUUACUCUUUCAACACCUUCUCGCGGUUCGACUCGUUCAACUCUGCCGCUGGAGAAAACAACGUCGAGCCCGACCCUUUCGCCUCCUCGAGGUUCGAUACUUUCGAGUAUCAAAGGUACGAUUCUUUCAACUCACAGGGCCUCGAAUCCGGCCAGGAGAAGGGCGGGUUGGGUCAGAAUCCGAAACCUUCGUUGGCGAGAUUUGACUCAAUCCAGAGCACGGGAGACUCAGAUUACAGUCACGGAUUCGGGUUCGAUGACUCGGAUCCAUUCGGGUCGAGUGGACCGUUCAAAUCGAUGGCGGCCGAGACACCCAGGAGGAGUUCUGAUCAUUGGAACGCCUUCUAAGCUGGGGAGAGAGGUCGUCAUCACAUUUACAUUACAAUAUAUUCUCUAUGCCAUUAUUAUUAUUAUUAUACAUUUUAGUAUCUGCUGUUUGCAGAUCUCUAUAGUUUUUUUUUUUAAAAAAAAUGGGGAGGUUUCUUGCUUUUGAUUUUUUUUUUUUAAAUUGUUAAUGAUAUGAAAUAUUGUUGUCCUUUUUUUCCCCCUUCUUGCCUUUGUUGCUUUCGAGAGUGUUUUCUCUUCUAGUUUGAGUUUGAGUGCAUGUCUUGUAAUGGUCUAUCUCUGUUUUUUUUUGGUGGUGAGAUGAAUAAUGAUUUUUUCCAAUGGGACACAAUUUUAUAUUGUAUCUGUGUAAUUUUGGAGAAAUUUCAUCUCGUCUUGUAUUAAUUAGGAAAAGCAAGGAGACAAGGAAAAAAAAUUCAUGUUAUUGUUAAAUCGUAUGAAACCUUAUGUAUA